CUUGGUUGGACCGGCUUGUUGCGGGGAGGGCGGGGGAAGAUCGUUCGCAGUGGAGAAGGUCCGCGCAAGGGAAGCUCCCCAGAGACUCUCAUCCAGCAGCCUCUGCUCAGGCCCAGCCUUCUCUCUCCAGUUGCCACCACAGCCUGGAGGCGCCUGCCUCCGCCCUCCCGAAUGGUGCUCCUCCUCGCAGGCCUCGGCCCAGGAUCCAGGCCCCCUUUGCCUCCUACCUCGGAGCUAUUGCUCCGGGUCUCUUCUGGUGGACUCCCCGUGACGGGGAGGGAAGGACUUUUGCACAUACAAGGCUAUAGCUCUUGGGACCCCACCGGCAACUUGAAUCUCGGCCUCUAACCGAGUGUGAGGUUCUUCCUGUGCCCUCUUUUUCCACCCUUUGAGAAGAGAAACCCUUCUUCUUGCCACCCAGAGCCCAGGAAGCCCCAAGCUGGGGCCCUGGUCCCAGCAUGUCAGUCCUCUUUUUUGCAUAGGGCUGUGCCCUCUCCCUGUCAGCAUGGCUGAACUCAGGCAGGUUCCAGGGGGGCGGGAGACCCCACAGGGGGAGCUUCGGCCUGAGGUUGUAGAGGAUGAAGUCCCACGGAGCCCAGUUGCAGAGGAGCCUGGAGGAGGUGGAAGCAACAGCAGUGAAGCCAAAUUGUCCCCAAGAGAAGAAGAAGAACUGGAUCCUAGAAUACAGGAGGAGCUGGAGCAUCUGAACCAGGCCAGCGAGGAGAUCAACCAGGUGGAGCUGCAGCUGGAUGAGGCCAGGACCACCUACCGGAGGAUCCUGCAGGAGUCAGCAAGGAAGCUCAACACGCAGGGCUCCCACUUGGGGAGCUGCAUCGAGAAGGCCCGGCCCUACUAUGAGGCUCGGCGGCUGGCUAAGGAGGCCCAGCAGGAGACACAGAAGGCAGCACUGCGGUAUGAGAGGGCUGUGAGCAUGCACAACGCUGCCCGGGAGAUGGUGUUUGUGGCUGAGCAGGGCGUCAUGGCUGACAAGAACCGGCUGGACCCCACGUGGCAGGAGAUGCUCAACCACGCCACCUGCAAGGUGAAUGAGGCCGAGGAGGAGCGGCUUCGUGGUGAGCGGGAACACCAGCGGGUGACACGGCUGUGCCAGCAGGCUGAGGCUCGGGUUCAGGCCCUGCAGAAGACCCUCCGGCGGGCCAUUGGCAAGAGCCGCCCCUACUUCGAGCUCAAGGCCCAGUUCAGCCAGAUCCUGGAGGAGCACAAGGCCAAGGUGACAGAGCUGGAGCAGCAGGUAGCCCAGGCCAAGACCCGCUACUCAGUCGCCCUGCGCAACCUGGAACAGAUCAGCGAGCAGAUUCAUGCGCGGCGCCGGGGCCAGCUCCCUCACCCCUCGGGCCAGCUGCGCUCUUCCCCAGUGGGGGCCGAGGCCGGGCCUGAUGGUGGCGAGGAUGGGGACAGCGGGAUCAUCGAGGGGGCCGAGGGCGGGGGGCUGGAGGAGGGUGUCAGCCUGGGGCCUGGCCCUGCCCCCGACACGGACACGCUGAGCCUGCUGAGCCUGCGCACUGUGGCUUCAGACCUGCAGAAGUGCGACUCCGUGGAGCACCUGCGGGGCCUCUCGGACCACACCAGUCUGGAUGGCCAGGAGCUGGGUCCCCGGAGCGGGGGUCGUAGCGGCCGCCACCAGCGCAGUAUCAGCCUGUAGCCCUGUGCUCAGGGUGGCUGGUGCAGUCUUACCACCACUGGCCCAUGGAGGGCCCUGCAGGCUCCUAGCUCCCUCUCCUCGGGUCCCCGCUUCCCCCAGAGAGGUCAGGUUGGCUGUGUCUUGAGUCUGUCCUCUUUCUCACCCUGCCCUGCCCCCCACAGCUGGCAGCUCUCUUUGCCUUACCCUUUCAGAAGGCUUGUCUUUGGCUCUCACAUCUCCCCUCCGCCUGCUGGCCCCUCAGUCUGAUACCGUUUGCUGGCCUCUUUUUGACUUCUUCCAUCUGUCUGGUUUUUCCCCUCAGGGAAAUUUGUCUAGAAGGCACAGGGAUAUCAUCAGAGAAGGUGGGCGCUGGACCUGGGUCCUGGCAUCUUGGCCCCCCCAAGCUUGAGUGAAUGGACGGGUGCCCCUCCCACCUACGCAUCUCCCGAGUGGUCCCGAGUGGCAGGGAUGCUGCCGAGCCCUCCUAGCAGCGCAGCGCCCCAGUCCUCUGUGCCAGCCUGCCUGUGUGUAGCAUGUAAGCUGCACUGUGGGGCUGUGUGCCUCUGGAAGACGCCACCCAUCCCUUUAGUGCUCCCUCCUCAUGACCUAAGCCACUUUGCUAUGCGUGCCUCAAAGCAGGACUUGAGGGUUACUGGUGUCAGGGAAGGUGAAACCCAAUCUCGUCGUUGACAAAGGAGGCACCACCAACUCCAAACAGACUCCCGUGUGUGUGGUGUUUCCCCAGCUUGGCUGGGUCCUUAACAUUGCCAAGGUGCUAGUGAGUCCAUGUUGGGGGAUGGAGAUGUAGUGAGGUCCUGAUGGCUGAAGCCCUUGCCAUUCCUGCUGCGGAGUUAGGUUUAUUUACUUUCUCUGGGUAGAGGAUGCUGAACCAAAUCUCAGCGUCCUCCUGCAGGGUAGAGUUGGGGAGUUUGGUGCUCAAUUGCUCUCCCUCGCUCUUCCCCAAACCAAACAAUACCUAGUCCACGAUCCCCUGGGGGAUGCUCAGGUUUGGCUGCAGAGCCUCCGCUGAUGUGGGGAAGCUUUGGCCUGGGGUGAGGGAACCCGCCCUCCAUCGGGAGCUGCUUCAGGUGUCUGGUGGUACUCCUGUGCUGCGUGGGGCGGGGGAAAGGUAGGGAAGCCACACUGGAUCUAGGAGCCUCGGGAGCACCGAUCCUCCUGUCCCACCCCAGGAGGGCUGAGAGCUGGACUCUGGACAGGAUAACUUGUGCCUAGGCCUGUGUGCUGCUGCCAUUGACUGGGGGAGGAGCAGGCCUUCGAAUAGGAGGUGUCUCCCUGUCCCAGGGUUGAGGCAGUUUGGUCAUGAUGAGAACCGCCAGGUUUGAGGUGGCCAUGGGGGGAGGGAAGAAGGGGGAGGAUGUGGGCGUGCGUGCGUGCAUGCAUGUGCCUGUGUGUAUGGGGGAAAAGGGUCUGCCCCUGAUUUUAUUUAAAUAAAAUAGUUUAUGUAACAAUAAUGUUUAUUGUCCCUUUUAGGGAGGGAAGAGGAGUAAGGGGUGAGGAUGGAGAGUGGGGAGGAACAGGGUGAAGCGGGAUGCUCUUUUGAUGGGGUAGUCAGAGGAGGUCUCUUGGGAGGUGAAGGAUGAGAUGGAUCAAACCCAGGCAAUGAGAGGAGGGAAGGCUUAUGGCCACAAGGCUGGGGUGAAUGCGCACCAAGUCGGUGGUGCCCUGCAACCCCCUACCCUUCCAGCUUACCGGCCAAGGAGGGCUCUGCAGGGUGGAGUGGGUGUUGUCAGCCACUGGUGGUGCAGACAAGAUGAUGGUGCCAUUCCUGGAUGUGAGCAUGAAGAAAGGGGAGGGACAAGUAGGGUUGUGGGAUUUAGCAAAUAUACAGGAUGCCCAGUUAAACUUGAAUUUCAGAUAGACGAUGUUUUUGGCCCCUGCAGUGUUAAGGACAUACUUAAUACUAAGUUGUUUGUCAUCUAUCUGAAAUUAAAAUUUAACAUAGAUAAAAGGUGACUCCCAAGUCAGGGCUUGACCCGUUGGUAGGUCAGGAGGGGUUUGAAUACAUUUGGACCCACUGUUUGUGAAACAUCUGGUGGAAUCAGGUUGGGGGAGAGAUGAGAACUUCAGGAGCUGAGGAAGUGGAGAGUGAAGGCUCUCGACCAGACCUCACCACUGGUGCACCUACAUUUGUAGCCAGGUGAGGAGGGAGUCAGCUAAGGGAUGGAGAAGGUGCUGCCAGGGAGGAGGAGGGGGAGACCCACUGGAAACCUGGUGGGAAAAGGGUGUCCUGAAGACCUUUAAGGGGCAAGGUGAAGGCCAGGAGUUGAAGGGACAGGAGGGCAGAAGAGUGACCCUGGUGACCUCAGGUGGUAGAUGGGCCAUUAGGAGCCACUGUGUACCCUUUGACAAGACUGUCCAGGUGUGAGACUGCCUUUCCUGACCUGGCUUAUUAAUUGAGAAAUAAGCAAAGUGUGAUAAGGCAGAUGGGUGCCAAAAACUUCCUUUAUCACUGGAAAAGCGCUGUGAGUGUAUGUGUGGCCUGUGUCCUUGGGCAAGUGGGCUUUCUGAGAUGAUUCCCCAGGGUCAUACUUCCCUACCCAGUCUGUGGCAGUGUGGAACCUGUAAGGCUCCUGGUGCAAAGGAACCCCAGAAAAGAAGAGCAGGCUGUGCCCACCCAGUUUCUCCAUGCAGAAUCACCUACCAGAAAAGGCAAUAGUGGAGAGAGAACAGGAGGGUUGGCGCUAAUGGCUAACCAUGGCAAAUGUGCCCCCUAGCCCUAUUGUAACAAUAGUGGAUUGCACUCACCCAGUGUGUCUCACGUGCCAGGCAUAUGCAUCGAUCCAUUUAGUACCCAUAGCAAUAUUAUGGGGUAGGUAGCACCACAGUUGCUUUUUUCCAGGUGAGAAUACAGGCAUAGUAAGGGUGCCCAGUCUGCCCUUAGCCUUGUAGAAGGUAAUGGAGGCAGUUGGACUCUAGAGUCUAAACUCUUCAGCCCUUGAGGGAAGCCCCUCACAGGAGCUAGAGGUGAGAAAGUAGAGGAAGUGUGUGUAGUCAACUCUUAGGAAGUUUUACUGGGAAGGGGAGCUGAGAACAGGAUGGUCAAGGAAUUUUAAAGUAAGCAAGAGAUGGUCAAGUUAUGGGGGAUGUGGAGUCUCUUCUCCCCAUGUCAUAUGUCCUAGUGGUAAUGACUUCUUUUGAGCUGUGUCCCCCUCAAGUGAGCAGCUGGGCCUCAGUCUCCCUGGCACCUAGCUCAUGCCCAGCACCUAAUAGAUGCUCAGAAAAUGUGCUUUUGCAUCUCCCUUCUCCCUGCCCCGGUCCAAAUCUAUACCAGAUUAUAGGUUGUCCCUGACCUGUGAUAGUUUGACUUUGAUUUUUUGACUUUACAAGGAUGAGAAAGCAGUACACAUUCAGUAGAAACCGUACUUCACAUUUUGAAUUUUGAUCCUUUCCUGGGCUAGUGAUACGAGGUACAAUACUCUCUCAUGAUGCUGAGCAGUGACAGCAAGCUGUAGCUCCUAGUCAGCUACACGAUCACGAGGGUAAACGACUGAUGCACUUAGAACCAUUCUAUACUCAUACAGCCAUUCUGUUUUUCAGUUUCAGUACAGUAUUCAAUAAACUAUGUGAGAUAUUCAACACUUCAUUAUA
Balaenoptera musculus (blue whale) is the source of this 5251-nucleotide messenger RNA. RefSeq names its product SH3 binding domain protein 5 like (gene SH3BP5L). Gene Ontology annotation, molecular function: protein kinase inhibitor activity. NCBI's taxonomy places the organism in Eukaryota, Metazoa, Chordata, Mammalia, Artiodactyla, Balaenopteridae. Bases 506 to 1663 code for a protein of 385 amino acids. Gene Ontology annotation, cellular component: cytoplasm. Gene Ontology annotation, biological process: intracellular signal transduction; negative regulation of protein tyrosine kinase activity. The record is from RefSeq and is a predicted model, not a curated record. The transcript is spliced from 7 exons.